This is a messenger RNA of Lolium rigidum, 1638 nucleotides long. Its product is annotated as polygalacturonase At1g48100-like. The record is from RefSeq and is a predicted model, not a curated record. NCBI's taxonomy places the organism in Eukaryota, Viridiplantae, Streptophyta, Magnoliopsida, Poales, Poaceae. Gene Ontology annotation, molecular function: polygalacturonase activity. Bases 1 to 1476 code for a protein of 491 amino acids. Gene Ontology annotation, biological process: carbohydrate metabolic process. The transcript is spliced from 7 exons.
AUGGUGUUCCUCGUGUUGUCCUUCCUCCCCAUUGCUGACGCAAGGACCCUGCUGCGCUACCACCGGAAGCACCGGAGACACCACCACGCACACCACAGCCACAUCUCUCAGCCCCCAUCGGCGCUCCCUCCCUACGUCGUCGAUGGUGAUUCUCCGGUGAAACCACCGGAUCUUUCUCCGGGGUUCCCGUUCCCGCCGUCAGCGCCAGCUUCCUGCAGGAACUUAUUCGACGUGAGGGCGUUCGGCGCGUCAGGCAACGGCUCGUCCGCCGACGACACCCGCGCCUUCCGUGCGGCGUGGAAGGAGGCGUGCUCUGCCGAGUCCGCCACGCUGCUCGUGCCGUCGGACGGCGUGUUCACGGUCACCUCCACCGUGUUCACGGGGCCGUGCAAGCCCGGGCUCACCUUCCAAAUUGACGGCGUGCUGAUGCCACCGGACGGGCCAGCGAGCUGGCCGGAGGCGGAUAGCCGGCGCCAAUGGAUAACCUUCUAUAAGACCGAUGGCAUGACGCUCACGGGAGGAGGAACCAUUGAGGGCAACGGGGAGGAGUGGUGGAAUCUUCCAUGCAAACCUCAUAGGGGCCCGAACGGAUCAACCCUACCCGGACCAUGUGACAGCCCUGCACUGAUACGGUUCUUCGUCAGCAACAACGUGAGUGUCCAGGGUCUAAGGAUCGAGAACAGCCCGCAGUUCCACCUCAAGUUCGACAACUGCGACCAGGUGCGCGUGGACGGUCUCUUCAUCAGCUCGCCGGCGUUCAGCCCCAACACCGACGGCAUCCACGUCGAGAACACCAAGUCCGUCCAGAUACACAACUCCAGGAUAAACAACGGCGACGACUGCAUCUCCAUUGGAGCCGGCUGCUCCGCCGUCCAUAUAGAGAACGUGACAUGCGCUCACGGGCAUGGCAUCAGCAUCGGGAGCCUGGGCGUGCGCAACACGCGGGCGUGCGUCUCCAACGUGACGGUCCGAAACACACGGAUCCUCGACUCCGACAACGGCCUCCGCAUCAAGACGUGGCAGGGCGGCGCCGGCUCGGUGUCGGCGGUCGAGUUCGCCGGCGUCCGGAUGGAGAACGUCAGGACCUGCAUCGUCAUCGACCAGUACUACUGCCUCGGAAACGGCUGCGCCAACCAGACCUCCGCCGUGCGCGUCGCCGGCAUCACGUACCGGGACAUCCGCGGCACGUACAAACAGCAGCCGCACGGCGGUGGCGGGCCCAUCCGCUUCGCGUGCAGCGACACCGUCGCCUGCACGGACAUCACCAUGACCGACGUGGAGCUGCGGCCAGCCGCCGGCGGCGGCGGCAGCGAGGCAACGCUGGCCCGCCCGUACUGCUGGAACGCGUACGGGGCGGUGGCGACGCUCACGGUGCCGCCAGUUAACUGCCUGCAAGAAGGCAGGCCUGAGUCUCUGCAAGAUCAGCUCGACACUUGCUCUGUUGCUGAGCAUCACAUGGGAACACCUGUUUCCUAACAGUUCUAUGUUUCAUCUCGCUAAUUCAUUCAAACAACCAUUUGAGGUAGCCUCUGUAUUCUACACUCCAGAGAUAGAAGAAGAUAUGUAAGCAGACAACACUAUUCCUUGACUCACUAUGUAUUAGGCAGCACCAUCAUAACAGUUCGAAAGCUUAUAGCA